Messenger RNA from Acipenser ruthenus (sterlet), 6460 nucleotides. RefSeq names its product transforming, acidic coiled-coil containing protein 2 (gene tacc2). Gene Ontology annotation, cellular component: cytoplasm. Bases 377 to 4243 code for a protein of 1288 amino acids. Gene Ontology annotation, biological process: mitotic spindle organization; cerebral cortex development; cell population proliferation. NCBI's taxonomy places the organism in Eukaryota, Metazoa, Chordata, Actinopteri, Acipenseriformes, Acipenseridae. The record is from RefSeq and is a predicted model, not a curated record. The transcript is spliced from 19 exons.
GGUAGGGUGCAGGCGCUUUGUGCUGCGAAGGCGGGCUAGCAAAGCGAGAGACCUCAUUAAGAUUCAGUGUGGAGAGAGACAGGAAAGGGACUUGGACUGUCACACCAGUGAUGCUAUCACACUCAGUGCUGACAGCCCUUCUGUUCUAGUCUGAUUUUAGAAGCAGGCACAGUAGCAGGGAAUACAACUGAGUAACGCUGCAGCAAGGAAGAACAGAAAACAAAGCAGCCUUCUCUCAGUCGGAGGAGACACAGUACAGAGCUGCUGCUACUGCUGCCGCUGCUGUGUGUUUCUCUCUCACUCGUUCUCUCUCCGGCUCGGCUUCAUGUAGAAACAGUAGGACAGUUCAGAAAGCUGGUCUCUGCUUCCUGUGAAAAUGGCUUUCGAUCCCUGGCAGAUUCUGUCCCCACUGCAGUGGGUUCGGUGGAGCUGGACGGCAGUGAGUGGCAGGAGAGACUGCAGUCUGUGGAUCAACAAGAAGAGAAUCUCUGACAGCAAUAGGAGUUCGGACUCCGACGGAGCAUUUGAGACCCCCGAAUCCACCACACCAGUCAAAGCUGUGCCUCAAGUCGUCCCUGAGCCAGACCCCCAUCCACAGCUGAGCUCAGAAGAUACAGGGUUUUUCUCUGACACGGCCUCCACAGCAGAUGUUUCUCAAAGUGAGUCGUUGUCCAAAAGCACCUUCCGCCCCCCCAGCCGUUCGAUCUCCUCCACCUUCGAUGAGGACAAGCCAAUAGCGAGCAGCGGGGCCUACAAUCUGAGCUUAAUUGAAAACAGUGUUGAUCCGUUUCAAGAGUCCACCUUGUUCUCUAAUUCCCCAGAACUGUGGAGCUCCGAGUGCAAGGAGCAAACUCGCAGGAAGUCGACCGACGCCCUUCCCCUCUCCAAAUCAACCUUGACACGAUCCCUCAGCCUGCAAGCUGGGGAAUUCGAUGGGGCUUCUAAGGGAGAUUGUGCAGGAGCACCGGACGGAAAGUUCCAGGCCGAAGCCUUCAGCAUAGGAACGGAGAGCGCGCCUGGCACUCUUAAAAAGUCAAAAAAGCCAAGGCCUGCUUCUUUGAAAAAGAGGCCGCCAACAAAACAGGUGGACAGUUCACCUGAAAUCCAAGCAGCCGAGGAACUAGUCCCCGAGGUCUGUCCAGAGGUGAAAAAGAAGCAGCAAGUCAAACAAAAAAGAGAUAGUCUAAUUGAAGUUAAACCAGAGGAGAUAAUACAUGAAGUCACUCCCGAAGCUACACAAACAAAAGACAGUGUGCCUGAGGAGAAAGUACUAACUGAGGCCGGCCCAGAAAUAUCUGGUAAAAAGAAAGAGCGAACAGAACAAACACCUGAGAGAUCUCUGGAAAUCAAGCUAGAGGAAAAAGAACUUGAGUCUACACCUGAAAUUUCUGUUAAAAAGAAACAGCGAAUAAAACAAAAACCUGAGAGCUCUCCAGAAAUCAAACCAGAGGAAAAAGAACUUGAGGCUACACCUGAAAUUUCUGUUAAAAAGAAACAGCGAAUAAAACAAAAACCUGAGAGCUCUCCAGAAAUCAAACCAGAGGAAAAAGAACUUGAGGCUUCACCUGAAAUUUCUGUUAAAAAGAAGUCCCGGACAAAACAAAAAUCAGAGAGCCCCUCUGAAGUCAGACCGGAGGACAAAGUUGUUGAAGCUAGCGCAGAAGUAAGUGUUAAAAAGAAAGUCAAACAAAAGGCAGAAAGACCUCCUGAAAUUCAAGCUGAGCCUAUAGUACCAGAGGCCAGUCCAGAACCAUCACAGUCUAGUGCAGAGGUAGUAACUCAGCAGGCAGAGAAGACUGCUCUCCCUCUCCCAGUGGAGGCUGGCGUUUCAGAGAGUGUAGCAGCAGAUGAGGAAUCUCCCAUUCCUCCAAAAGCGUCGUAUAACUGGGAUCCAGAUAACUUUGAAGGGAUAGAUCCUUUCAGCACAGGCGGGAGCAAAGUGCCCAACUCCCCCAUCGUCGCCAGGAAGAGUGUGGCCUUCACGGCUGUCCCGGAGUCGGCAGAGCCCGCUGCAGCUCAAGAGAGCGCGGAGGAGGCUCCCCUGGUCAAGCGGCAGUCUGUCAGGCUGGAGUUUGAUUACUCAGAGGACAUGGACAGCGGCGAGGCUCCACGAGAAAGCACGCCUCCCCCAAAGAAACUGGGAAAGAAACCUGGCGUCAAGAUGCCUCUCAGAAAGCCAAAGAUUGGAAGCAAAAAGCCUCCUCCGGUGGAGCCCUUAGACAAUGCCCCUCCCUCACAGCCUGCAGACUUUGAGGAGAUCCAUGUCCCCAAAGCUUCCUAUGACUUUGACCCUGACAAAUGGGAAGACCCCAACUUCAACCCCUUCUCCACCAGCAUCAACAUCCCAAACUCCCCGAAACUGCCUGCCUCCACCUACAACUUCGACAUGGACACAUUUGACGACUCUGUCAACCCGUUCAAAUCCUCAAACAAGCUUGGGAACUCUCCCCCGAAGAGCUCUGCCUCUUUCGAGGUGCCUGCCAAUGACAAUGAAAUGAAUGGGCUGGAUGGAGCCAAUCAAAAUAAACAGUCAAAGAAGAAGAAGACGCCUUUAAAGACAAAUACUUUUAGGGUGAAGAAGUCUCCAAAGAGAUCACCUCUGUCUGAACCACCGUCACAGGAGUCCACCCCCCUGGCCACACCAGAGGCUCCCCCGGUGAUACCCACAGAGGACCACGCCACCGACGAGGAGAAACUGGCCUCCUCUGUCACCAAUCAGAAGCCCUGGACCUACCAGGGAGUGGCCAAUGAGCUGGCAGAAGACCCUCAAGACUACCCGCAGCCCUCCGACCUCUCUGCGUUCGUGAACGACAACAAUUUCGAUUCCCCGACCAAGGAGCCGGACUGUGACCCCUCCUAUGAAAUUGAAUACAUGGAGAAAAUCGGCUGCUCAUCCCCACAGCACUCUGUCAAUUCAGCCCAGAAGCCAGCAAUGUACCUGAAGCUUGACCCAGUGAAAGACAGUGCCUCCAGAUCACCUCCUGUGAGGAUACAAGAGCCGCUGUCUCCAUGCUCUGGGUUGAGUUUUGACGAAGUGGACGCGCAGUUCUCCACCGGAACAAAAUCUGUGCACCCGGCCAUGAGAAACCUAGCUUCAAACCUGGAGAGCUGCUCGCCAUCCCUGGAGAAAUCAAAGCAGAAAGAAGUAGAGCUGCUGACCAUGAGCCCCCCUGAGGAGCCUGUGGAUUCCACUGACGUCCUGUUAGACAGACUCUCCCGGAACGCAGAGCCAGGGGAGGAGCUAGACUACCUAGAGUCAGACCUGGCUGAGACCAACCCUCCAGUGUUCGCCCAGAAACUCCAGGAGGAGCUAGUGUUGGCAGCAAUGAGGAUAGAGGCCCUGAAGGUAGCCAGUCAAAUAGCCCACUCUUCUACUCCCCCCUGCUCCUUAAAUCCUGAGUCCAGACUGAAGAAGCCAGCUACCAGAAAGUGGAAACUCAAUGGUCCCCGAGUAUCAAAAAAAGCAUCAAGUACUCCGGCUCAGACAGAAGCCAAACUUAACCACAGAGUGACUCCUGUCUCAAAGCAAAUGGAAACCUUGUCUCCGGAGGACGUUUCCAUUUCUAAAAGCGCACUGUACCCCAAGACCGCUGUCAGAGAAGGGGAUCAGGGUCCAUAUCACAAUCAAAGAGACCUUGAUUCAGCUCUUGGAAUCGCCAGGGAAGAGAUUGUUGACAAGGAGAGGGAGGUAGCCAAGUGGCAGAGGAAGUACGAAGAAAGCAGACAGGAAGUUGUUGAAAUGAGGAGAAUAGUUGCAGAAUAUGAGAAGACGAUUGCCCAGAUGAUAGAGGAUGAGCAGAGGGAAAAGUCUUUAUCUCACCACACCAUCCAACAGCUGAUCCUGGAGAAGGACCAGGCUCUGGCCGACCUCAACUCUGUAGAGAAAUCCCUGGCUGACCUCUUCCGACGCUAUGAGAAGAUGAAGGAGGUCCUGGACGGCUUCCGAAAGAAUGAGGAGGUGUUGAAGAGGUGUGCUCAGGAGUACCUUGCCCGGGUGAAGAAGGAGGAACAGAGGUACCACGCCCUUAAAAUCCACGCGGAAGAGAAACUGGAUAAAGCCAGCGCUGACAUUGCCCAUGUGCGAUCUAAGGCCAUGCAGGAGCAGGCUGCCUAUCAGGCCAGCCUGAGGAAGGAGCAGAUGAGAGUGGAUUCACUGGAGAGGACCCUGGAACAGAAGAAUAAAGAGAUAGAAGAGCUGACAAAGAUCUGUGACGAGCUCAUAUCCAAAAUGGGGAGGAGCUAACUGUCAACCAAACUGUACGGAAUAGGCAGGAGCUAACUGCCAACCAAACUGUACAGAAUGGGGAGGAGCUAACUGCCAACCAAACUGUACAGAAUGGGGAGGAGCUAACUGCCAACCAAACUGUACAGAAUGGGCAGGAGCUAACUGCCAACCAAACUGUACAGUUUGCAUUUGAAAUCGGGGUGCAAUAUAUACACAGGCACAUUUUAAUUGGUUUUGUUUUGUUUGUUUGUUUUGUUAGUGAGCGGGUAGAGAGUUCACUGUAGACUUUUCACUGCACUACUGAAGACCACAUUGUACUGUAGCACACAAUCCAAGGGCAGGAUUUUCAAAAAAACAGUGUUAUUGUAUCAAACUUUAGUAGCAAGUGAUUUUCAAAUUAAAUGUGUUAAUUAAAUCAAUCCGUUAAUGCUUUGAAAUUGAGUCGAUGAGAUCGUUAAUGAACGCAUUUCUCGUUAAAAAGCGUAAUUGUCGCAGGUCACGUACAUCACUUCCAGUCUCAAUGACUAAAUAAGGGGAACUCAUUAAUCAAAAUGCAUGUUAACGAGAUCAAGAGAAAUUAAUGGAAGCAUAAAUCGCUGUUAUGUAAACUACUAGCGUACAGCGAGACGGCUCUCUCAUUGCGAGCAGCAGCCAAAUGGAAAUGAAAUAAAAAAUAAUAGGAAUAUCUAUUUUGUGUAUAAUUUGUAAACUUACAUUUAAAAUGGUGCAUUUUGUCAUGCAGAAUGUACAUUUAUUUAGAUAACUUCACAUAUACAAUGCUGAUUUAUGAUUAUCUCGCGUGUGGGUAAAAAUCGGAUGGUACACAUUUAAAAAAAAACUAAACUUUUUUAUUUAUUUUUUGGAUGGGGCGGGGGGAGCCAUCUAUCUAUAUUGAAUUUAUUUUCUUAUGUUGACAUCUGCUUUUAUAUGUAUUUUAGUAUGUAUGAUUGUAGGCUAUAAAUAAAUACGUUUGAAGUGUUAUUUGUGUUUGUAGUUAGUUAUUAUACAUGUAUACCAUGUAUGUAACACUUCAUUAUACAUUUAUUAAGCUUGUAAAAUUACACAAUACACAAUUUGUUUAUAGUUAAUUGUUCGGUGAAUUCCUCUAAUCAUGCAUUUUCUCUGGUACUGUUUGCUCACCUCUGGAUAAAUAAACUCAACAUGAAUAGAAGUAGCCACCGAUCACAGUUUUCACGAGCACGUCGUCUUAAGUUCAAGCCAAAAUUGUAGAUAUUUAUUACUGCCAUAGCCUUAUCUUUUCACCUAUUGAUUCGCCCCAUUGCCACUGUACUUUAUGCAUCCCAUUUGCGAUGUCAUCGGGCAGACUGUUCUGGGCUUAAGGUUACAAAUUGUUAAAACAAGUGAACAAAUCUCAUUCAUAACCACAAGUAUAUAAAAGUCUAAAAUAGUUCCAUAACUACAAAUAUUGAAUUAUCUAGGUAGUCUCUGUAUCGAUAAAUUAUGACAGUUAACACAGAUUUGCUUUUAAAUUCCAACUCAAACAAAAGAAAUAGUCACAAGAUAUUAACAUUAUUUCGGAAAUCAACAUAAUUUCAGCAAUCACAUUAGGACGAUCAUUUAAUAACAAAACAGGCACAAUGACCGUUUGAAAUGCCCAAAUCAAUGCUACAUAACAAGUUAUCUUUUACAAACUUUUGAAAAUCCUGCCCCAAGACUCAAACUGUCAGCUAUUUCUUUGCAUAGUCUGAUGUGUAGCAAGUUCCUGUAUCAGGGUCUUGUAAGGUCCUGUAAUGACUGACCCUAGCCACCAAUUUGUAUACAAUUUCCCAUGAGCAGUGAAUUAAUGGAAUUCAAUACUUCUGCAUGGGGACUCAUAUAUUCGCUAAUUCUCAUUUAAGCCUUAAAAAAAAAAAAAAUCAAACUUUAAUCUGCAUUUAAAAGAUUUGUAAAGAUUGCAUGUCUCUCUCUCUCUUUCUUUCUCUCACUCUCUCGCUCUCUCUCUCGGUCAAAUAUACUGUAAAUAAAAUGUUGGCUGAUGAAAGAACCAAUUGUGAUUUUGAUACUGUUCUGCAGUUGAAAACGCUCCUGUACUUUAUAGAUAAAAAAAGAAAGUGUUUGCUUCCUUCAUAUAUGUUCUGUGUUUUUUUUUUUUUUUUUUAAGGUCUGGGCAAUUUCCCUGUGCAAUGUGUUAAAUUCAGAUUGGGUUUGUGGGUUUCAGUCCAGACUGGUUUCUAAAGUGCAAUAAAUAUGGCAAUAAAUAUAUUCAGUCCCGGA